Messenger RNA from Nicotiana tabacum (common tobacco), 2196 nucleotides. Its product is annotated as protein BONZAI 1-like. Gene Ontology annotation, biological process: cellular response to calcium ion. The record is from RefSeq and is a predicted model, not a curated record. NCBI's taxonomy places the organism in Eukaryota, Viridiplantae, Streptophyta, Magnoliopsida, Solanales, Solanaceae. Gene Ontology annotation, molecular function: calcium-dependent phospholipid binding. Gene Ontology annotation, cellular component: plasma membrane.
AAUUUCUGCUGUCCCUUCUUCCAUUUCUCUCUCUAUUCCAAAUUUCCAUAUUCAACGCCCAUUACACUAGUACAUACAUAUAGUAAGCUGUUCCUAGUAAGCUAGCAGCUGAAGUUUCCGCGCGCGAGUACACUCGCAGUAGAUAUUUGGAUUUGUUUCUCUUGAAAUUGUAGCUGCCAUGGGAAAUUGCUGUUCCGACGAGAGCGGUGGACAUUCGGCAGCUGGCGGUACCGGUGCUUACGUGGCUAAUCCAAACAACGGUCAUAAUGAAGCCGUUGAUGCUCUCCUCAAGUCUCGCGGUUACGACGGCCUCUACUCGCAUGUUGAGUUGUCUCUAUCUGCUACCAGUUUGCAUGAUCGCGAUGUGCUUUCCAAGAGUGAUCCUAUGGUUGUCAUUUAUUCAAAAGGAAGAGAUGGUUCGUUGCAAGAGCUUGCCCGUACUGAAGUAAUUCUGAACUCAUUGAAUCCCAAGUGGAUUACGAAGUAUACUAUUGCCUAUCAUUUUGAGACGGUGCAGAAUUUGGUGUUUCGUGUCUAUGAUGUUGACACUCAUUUUCACAAUCAAGAUGUCAAGAUGAUUAAACUGGAGGAGCAGCACUUUCUUGGUGAGGCUAGUUGCACAUUAUCUGAGAUUGUUACAAAGUCGAACAAGUCCCUCACCUUAGACCUGAUACGAGAAGAACAAUCUUCUGGUCCAGCGCAGACCCAAACUUCUGGGAAGCUUACUGUUUGUGCUGAAGAAAGUGUUGCCUCAAAGACUACUGUAGAGUUGAAACUGAGAUGUUCAGAAUUAGUGUCCAAGGAUUUGUUUUCAAAAAGUGAUCCGUUUUUGGUGAUAUCCAAAUUUACUGAGAGUGGAAUGGUGGUUCCAAUUUGCAAAACAGAAGUUAUAAAAGAUGAUCACAAUCCAAAUUGGAAACCAGUUUCAGUGAAUAUUCAACAAGUUGGAAGUAAGGACAGUCCACUGACUAUUGAGUGUUAUGAUUUCAAUACAAACGGAAAGCACGAUUUAAUUGGAAAGGUUCAGAAAUCACUAGCAGAUUUAGAAAUGUUGCACUCGACUGGUUCGUCCGCAAAUCUUUUCAUACCAGCUACUGUGGGACCAAAUUCGCAAAACAAGGUCCUAAAGAGUCAGCUUUUUGUGGAUAUCUUCUUCGAGAAAACCCAGCAUACAUUCCUCGAUUACUUGGCAUGCGGCUAUGAACUUAACUUCAUGGUGGCCAUCGACUUUACUGCUUCUAAUGGGAAUCCACGCUUACCUGAUUCAUUGCAUUAUAUCGAUCCUUCAGGACGGCCAAAUGCUUAUCAGAAAGCAAUCUUGGAAGUUGGAGAGGUCUUGCAUUUUUACGAUAAAGACCAACAUUAUCCUGCCUGGGGGUUCGGAGCACGGCCAAUUGAUGGCCCUGUGUCUCAUUGCUUCAAUCUAAAUGGCAGCAGUGACUACUGUGAGGUGCAAGGAAUCCAGGGUAUCAUGACGGCAUACAUGAGUGCCCUUUUUAAUGUUUCGCUUGCAGGACCAACUAUAUUCGGACCAGUGAUUACGUCAGCUGCAGAUAUAGCAAAUAAGUCUUUGAUGAAGGGCGAGCGGAAGUAUUUCAUUUUGUUAAUAAUCACGGAUGGAGUGAUAACAGAUCUGCAAGAAACAAUGGAUGCCCUUGUUCAUGCUGCGGAUUUGCCAUUGUCAAUUCUUAUUGUUGGGGUUGGAGGAGCUGAUUACAAGGAAAUGGAGAUUUUAGAUGCUGAUAAAGAGAGGCUUGAAUCAACACGUGGACAUGUUGCAGUGCGUGACAUAGUCCAAUUUGUUCCAUUCCGGGAUGUACAAAGUGGAGAUGCCUCGGUCCUUCAAUCACUUUUAGCUGAAUUACCUUCCCAGUUUUUGGAAUACAUGCGGCUCAAAAGGAUCCAGCCAACUUUAUGAUCAUACAAGAAUUGUACAUACAAAUAUUGAUUCGUGCAUUGCUCCGUUAUAAUUGCCAUUUUCGAGCUUUUUUCCCACGUUGCCAAUAGUUUUACUUUAGGGUGUCUGAUUACGUCUUUUUUUUUUCAUAUUGCCCAGAAGCUUGUAUAAUUUAUUACGUUUCUUUAUAAUCAUGUUUUUGUUGAUUUUGUCGGUAAAAUUUUCAUAUGGAAGUUCACUAUUGUACUGAUCGAGUAAAUUCAAUCUCGUUAGGAUGAGAGGACUCUGCAAUUACUUCA